UCUGUUCGCGUCCCGUGGCCAUGCAAUAACGAAUAUUUGUCUUUCGUAUUUUCAAUUAAAACAUAUCGCAUUUACUUGUCGCUAUAUAAAUUGUUAUUCACUGAUUGAUCUACAAGAAAAGAUAAUGGAUUUCAUCAAAUUGCCUAUUUUUACGUAUGCUCUUGUUAAGCACAAAUUGCAAAAUGAUUUUAAAUUAUCGAAGAACCAAGACAUGCCAUUUGUAAUAAUCAACGUGCUACUGACACUCGCCGCUCUUCUCGUUGCGAUCCCCGUCGUAUUAAUACUUUGUAUGUACAAAUACUUAAUUAGUUUCAUUUUAUAUAUGAAAUAUGAUAAGAAGUAUCGUUACAUUAUGCCGGGAAUAGAUAGUUUCUGCAAUCGUGAAUACAGAUGUCUCAUAAAUUCCGUGCUUUUUGUAGAAUACAAAAAGUCCCCAUCGGAAUUGCUGGAAGACUUGCGCGAAAGAAUAAACAACGUUCUGCAUGGAACACACGAGAAAAUAUCUUUUACCAGGCAUAGAUUCAUGGGUCUAGAUUUCUACUUGAAACGAGAUUUUAAUGUUGAAGAAUUGGUAAGGCCAAUGAUCAAAGGUGAAUGUACACAAUUAAGUAGUUCGGCUUUUGCUGAAAUUAUAUCUAUCGAAGAUAAAUUGGUAAUGCCUGGAAAUGAUAUGGGCAUGUUCGAAGUGUCAGUUGGACAGCAGCCGAUGGCCGAAGAUGUAUACAACUCGUCGAAUGUUUAUCCGAUCUUGUUUAGAAUGCAUCAUUCUCUGUGUGAUGGAAUUUCGUUUAUAAACGCUUUUUACACAACUUUCAUUGAUAACGAAUUGCCUGCAAUCGAAAAAUCAAUGAAAGAUAAAAUAAUUGAAAAUAUGAUAGACUUGAAACUGGCCACGCAAACUACAACCAUUAAAAAUAAUAUGUUCAGCCUUAGAGAUCAUAACUCGUUAAGAGGUUACAACUUAUUAGAAGACAAGCACUUUGUGUGGACCACAAAGUUAAAUUCAGAAAUUCUGUUGAAAGUAAAGAAAAUUAGGAAAUACUAUGGUACUUCUUUCGCUAGUACCAUUACUGCUUGCUUAACAAGUAGCCUUCAUGAACACUUGGCAAAGAGUAAUGAAAAAAUUCCUGAUACAAUAUUAGCAGGUCUUGUUGUAUUACCAAAACCGUGCACUUUUCAAUGGGGAAAAAUGAGAACUGAAUUUGUUAAUGAAUUUGGCGCUGUUGCCAUCCAAUUGCCCAUAAGUGUAGACAGUGUUAAAAAUCCCAUUGUUACACGAAUCAAAUUGGUCCAAAAAGAAUACGAAACAAUACAGAAGACCAUAGAUUGUCAACUAAAUUAUUGGUUCAUCAAAUUCCUCAUACCAAUGCUACCUGCUCCUGUGACAGACUACUUGAAGAAAAUCCCAUCGAUAACAAUGGGCAUCAGCAAUUUACCAGGAGGUCCCGAAUUCUCGUUAUUCAACGAUGACGGCAAAGUCAUAGAUAAUUUAAAUUUCCCUCCAAACAGCACAGGAACUGGAAUUCACGUUGCUAUCAUAACCUACGGGUCGUACCUUAGACUCUCAAUAACGGUCGACAAGAGUGUCGUUAGGAAAUUCACAGAUGUCCAAGAAAUACUCGACAACACGACCAAGUACAUUGAAGACCUGGCGGACAAUUGCAAAUGAUUAUUAUGUUAAUAAC
Molecule: messenger RNA, 1685 nt
Organism: Nicrophorus vespilloides
Lineage: Eukaryota; Metazoa; Arthropoda; Insecta; Coleoptera; Silphidae
Exons: 6
Coding region: 125-1669 (514 amino acids)
Biological process (GO): triglyceride biosynthetic process
Cellular component (GO): plasma membrane
Molecular function (GO): long-chain-alcohol O-fatty-acyltransferase activity; diacylglycerol O-acyltransferase activity
Source: RefSeq, a predicted model, not a curated record